AUGGACGUUGAGCGCUUGUUUGCUCAGAUUCAUCGGAGCAUAGACAUUGGCGAUGUCUUCAUGGAGCGUGUGAGGGCGAAUGGCUUUCUGACGCAGUGCCUCUCACAGCACCUGCGGGCUGGUGGCCCGGACCCACGAGAGGAACACGCUGAGGAUAUGAUGGCGGCUGGCGUCCCGCUGGAGCGGUCUGUCAGGCCCGUCGCCAGGGCGGGACACGCCGCGCCAGGGUGGAUGAUGUAUGUGAAUGCAAAGGAAAAGCCGAGCAGCAGCGUGUCUCAACCUCGUGACAAACGACAGCGUGUUCAGGCCCGCACCUUACUGAAGGCAGAGUUUGACAACCUCCCGCAGGAGGAGCAGGACACUUGGAAUGCCAAGGCAGCGGAGGCUCACUUCAUUAAACGGCAGGCUGCAGCGCGCGAGGCAGCUCUUCCAGAGGUCGAGCCCCUACCUGAGACCUGUGGUCCUACUCCCAUGUGCGGCCUCAGUGGUGACGGCCUCCCGCUGAGCCAUCAAGCCUUCUUGGCCGCGGCAGAGAGUGACCCCGCAGCCGCUUUCAACCAGUGGGGCCAGCAAGCUCGCAAGGAGUUUCGCGACACAACGUUUGUUAAAGAUGCAAACAGGAUCCCCCCGAAAAAGAAGAUCUCAUUGUGGCGCUCGUGCUGGCAACGCCACAGUGGCGUGUGCCAGUCCAAGGAUUCGUCCAUCUACGAGCCGUGCCUGAAGAGCGGUGCGGCCCUCUCGCGGUACCUCUGGGACAAACAAUGGCAGUUCACUUGGGUGCGGGCAGACCUCACGGCUGCCGAUCAGCACGAUGUUAUGGUUGCAGGCGGUUAUUUCUGGGUGGCGUAUACCCGAGGUGCGAACCCGCUCAUGUCGCUAUUUCUUGCAGGGCAGCAGCUGCUGUUGCGGAAGCUGAGCAGCAAGGUCGCCGAGAGCCCAGACUUCCCCUUGGGCGUGAGCGAUAUCACGCAGACCCUGGAGCCCGAC
Messenger RNA from Prorocentrum cordatum, 987 nucleotides. The record is from the annotation of a GenBank genome assembly. Lineage: Eukaryota; Dinophyceae; Prorocentrales; Prorocentraceae.